AUGGGUACAGAGGGACAUAGUGUCGCAAACCAACGAGUGGUCGAAAAUCUUGCUUCAAAGCUUCGUAGACGGCAAGUGGUGGGAUCUAGAGAAACAGCACUUGAAACAGUCCUCGUUCUCCGUCAAGUCGUAUCCAAAGCUCGUUUCUCUAACAUCGAUCAGCUGGUGGAGGUCAUCCGCUCUGUAGGGCGAAAGCUCGUGGACGCACAACCUAAAGAGCACACUGUAGGGAACACUGUACGAAAAGUUCUACAUCAUAUUAGAGAAGAAUAUCAUACGGCCACGCAAGGAACUGUCCUAGCCUCCUCUUCGAAAAAUACCCUUUCAAUAUCAAGAUUUGUCCUUCAAGGUCAACCACGGAAGCAAAAUGCCCUACUUAAAACCUCGGCAGACGCCAAGGGUACUCUCAAAGAAAACGAUCCAGAUGAUCCAGAUUCCUUCGCACGAGGUUUGAAGCCUGUGCUCAUGGAAGCUAUACAAGAUGUCCUUGAUGAGCUAGAGACUGUGUAUGACAACGUAUCCAAAAAUGCGAAAGAUCACAUACAUUCUGAUGAGAUCAUUUUGACGAUCGGAAAAUCAGCAACAGUUGAAGCUUUUUUGAAGUCUGCCGCACAUUACCGAAAAUUCACUGUCAUCGUUGCAGAAACUGCACCAUCAUACACCGGGCACGACAUGGCUCAAUCGCUUUCAUCAGCUGGCAUUUCAACGGUCCUCGUUCCCGAUUCAUCGAUUUAUGCCCUUAUGUCCCGGGUUAAUAAAGUAAUACUCGGAGCUCAUGCGAUUCUUGCCAAUGGAGGCAUGUUUGCGAUCACGGGCUCACUACUGGCCGCAUCGGCCGCACGUGCACACAGCACACCUGUCGUAGUGUGUACUGGCCAAUUUAAACUGACACCACAAUGGAACCUAUACCACGAGUAUGGAGCGUUGGAUUUUGCAGAUCCAAGUAGUGUGCUUGGCUUUGAAGAAGGUGAUCUAGUCGAUAAGGUGGAUGUGGUGAACCCAUAUUACGACUAUGUCCGCCCAGAAUUUGUUGAUGCCUUCAUAACGAACGAUGGCGAUCACCCACCAUCGUCCGUCUACCGACUCAUGAAGGAAGCAUAUGAUGAUGAGGACCAUGAGCUAUAA
Messenger RNA from Serpula lacrymans var. lacrymans S7.9, 1125 nucleotides. RefSeq lists its product as uncharacterized. The coding region runs from base 1 to 1125 and encodes 374 amino acids. Gene Ontology annotation, cellular component: eukaryotic translation initiation factor 2B complex. The record is from RefSeq and is a predicted model, not a curated record. Gene Ontology annotation, biological process: translational initiation. Gene Ontology annotation, molecular function: guanyl-nucleotide exchange factor activity; translation initiation factor activity. Lineage: Eukaryota; Fungi; Basidiomycota; Agaricomycetes; Boletales; Serpulaceae. The transcript is spliced from 6 exons.